UAACACUUGAUGCUGAAGUAACAAAAAUAUGCAAAAAAACUUCAAGAUUUGAUGUUGUAGUUUAGACUUACGUUUAGACUUACGUUUUACAACUCGAGUUUCGUUUUUAAUUAAUCGGGACUUGAUUUACAACUCUAAGACGAUGAGCAUCCGAUCGACAGUCACGGCAGAUGGUUUGGAUUCCAGUUCAGUCAUACAAGAAGCUGGACCUUCACAGACUGGCAACGCGGCAGAAAUCAGACAAAACAUAGCAGCAGGCGACGUGCGCCCUGACCCGGGGCCUCAAAUGACCCAACAUCCACCGAGACAGUAUCAGCAUGGAGAUGCCACUAUGGACGUAAACGAUUUGGGGCCAAACUGCCGAUUGGACGAAAACCCCUUCAACAUAUCUCGAAGAGAACUCAAUGAUCAACUAGGACCCUUGAUGAUGGUAGAACAAAAGCUACCUGGUUGCCAAGUUUCACUGAUGAAUCUCAUCGUUAAUUUGGAUCGGUUCGAGAAAGAUGAUUGGACGAUUGAGAGUGCUCGCAAACUGGACAGUCACCUGCUACAUAUUCGGAAUCUGGCGGAAGACUUCAAAAUGGAUUUCUUUAACAAGGUCAACGGAGUUCAUGGCGCCAGAUUAACACACAUCGCCGACCCGUACUACUACAUUGACCUUCUUAUGCUUCUUAAAAAGGUCAUUACUUCGGUAAAAGCUUUCGUGGGUCAUUUCAAGCUCCAAAUAGACGCAAUUGAAAGAGUUCGAGGAAACGGUCAAACUGGAAGAAUAUCAGAGCGUCUCGAAGCAAGAGAGAGCGUCAAGUCUUACUUAACUGACGAUGUCGAUGGGCUGCAAAAGCUAAUUAGGAAGCUUAGAAGGCGGGAAGCACGAGCAGGUUUGGCGUUCUCCGACAGUGAAGCUGAAAACUAAAAUGCUUAGGAAUGAAAUAAAAGACUUUAUACUGUUUAAGCGAACAAGUAAAUACAAAAACAAGAGAUAUUGCAGACCAAACUUCAUGUUCCGACCCCAAUAUACACCCCCAUUCCACUAAUGUCGAGAAAAAUGGGGCCGUAAAUUUCUCUUUUUCAGAAAAAAAACACCCGAAAAUUGCUUGGAGACAAAAUUACUUUUGCAGCCUUAUCACUCGAAUAAAAAACACCGAAUGGGGAAAAGAAAUUCUUUUAAUGAAUGUUUUUGAUUACCUUGAAUUUCUUUUUGAAAUUUUUUCAAGCUUCUCAAUUUAAACUUCCAAGGUCGAAACAUUCUGCGUCAUUUGCACAUAGCGACUGACUAUCCUGGUUCUGCUUGAUACUACUUUGUAAAUGUAGUAAAUAAUACAUAUUUGUACAUGAGAAUUACUAGUCAAUAAAUAGCAGACUGGCAAUUUUAUGAUGUUGAUGAUUUACUGAAUAUUAUUGAUUGAAGCUGAUAACAUGGAGUGGCUCGUAUGACUGAUGAGGCAAUCGGUCGUCUCUGGAGUGUAUAAAAUCUCAGGUUUGAUUGUGAAAUUAAUAUUUCAGUUUAUU
Molecule: messenger RNA, 1509 nt
Organism: Symsagittifera roscoffensis
Lineage: Eukaryota; Metazoa; Xenacoelomorpha; Acoela; Convolutidae
Exons: 4
Coding region: 143-913 (256 amino acids)
Source: RefSeq, a predicted model, not a curated record